Alternaria hordeiaustralica is the source of this 1569-nucleotide messenger RNA. RefSeq lists its product as uncharacterized. The record is from RefSeq and is a predicted model, not a curated record. The coding region runs from base 1 to 1569 and encodes 522 amino acids. The transcript is spliced from 3 exons. Gene Ontology annotation, molecular function: protein binding. Lineage: Eukaryota; Fungi; Ascomycota; Dothideomycetes; Pleosporales; Pleosporaceae. Gene Ontology annotation, biological process: signal transduction.
AUGGCCUACACGACCAAGUACCAUGAGGACUCGGACGCCGAUGACGAGUUUGAGCGCCAGGGCAUCUCUAGCCCGACCCUACCCGCCGAGUACGAGAGCUCCCCCACGAGCUCCGGCCCGCUGAGCACUGAACACACGCCCACCACCUUCACCCAUUCGCGCGACAGCAAGAGCAGCCCGACGGGGCACAUAAUGGAGUGGAACGAGGACCAGACGGCCGACUUCAUCGCCGACCUGGGCCUGGAGCAGUACUCGGAUACCUUUGCUAACGAGGGCAUCACCGGCGACGUGCUCGCCGCCCUCCAGCAUGCCGAGCUGAAGGAGCUGGGCGUCGGCAGCGUAGGCCACCGCCUGACAAUCCUCAAGGCCGUCUACGAGAUCAAGGUGCGGCAGAAUGUGCCCAUGGACCCCGACGACUACGUCCCGCUAUCUGCGGAUACGUCGGCACAGGAAGCGCCGCCAACCCAAGACGACUUCGCCAAGGUCAUUCGCGUAGUCCAGGCGCGCGACGAGCGCAUACACACGGCCGAAUCGGAGCUGCGACAUCUCCGAGAAGACCUCAGCAGGGUCAUGGACGAGAACAAGCGGCUACGAGAGGAGAUCCUGCCACUCGUGCGCAUGCUCAAGGACAACCAACCCCUGCCUACGCCCCACGAGCACUCCGUCACAUCGCCACCUGCAACUCAAGAGAGAUCUGGUGGCAGCAGUCUUUCGCGUAAGUUCUCUACCAAGAAGCUUUUCCUUGGAUCCGCGCCAAAGAACCCCUCUCCAACAAUCCAAGAACAUCGCGCUCUUGUCGAUCAUUCUUCUUUGGACCCCUCCGCAGCAGCCGUCGCAGCCUCCUCACACCUCACAGCAUCUCUCGGUGGUGGCCCGCAACUGUCGCCCAACUCCAUCGCCCAGCCCUCCCCGACAUCCCCCGCAUACACACAAGGCCAAGGCCGCCAGUACAACCGCGAAAUACCCCGAAGCGGGCACGAUCACGACGGCAGCUCAGGGUGGAGUCAAAACACAUGGAAUUCAGACACAACUGCUGUAUCCGACCGUAAUCGCGACCCCCGCGCUACGCCCGCACCACUGUCAUCACGACAGAUGCGAAACAACGCUGCACCAACACCGACCCCCGACGAUCGCGACCCACCACUCUCUGGCGGCUCAAGUUCAAUGAACACCUCCGCAUCCAAUCCCGCAUCCACGCCAUCUACGAACCCGCAAGUUGAAAUCUUCAAAUCGUUCCGAGUCUCAAUCGACGAUCCGUGCCACAAGGUGCUUCCGGUUGCGCUUAAGAAAUACAACAUUACGGCAGAUUGGCGCCAGUAUGCCCUGUAUAUUGUACACGGUGAUCAGGAGCGCUGUCUUGGACUCAACGAGAGGCCGCUGAUAUUGUUCAAACAACUUGACAAGGAAGGCCGGAAACCCAUGUUCAUGCUUAGGAAGCAUGCAGCACCGCAAGAAGGCCAUGUCAGCACCGUGGGCGGAAACGAUGUACGGCCCGUCAAUCCGCAAACAGAGAGCUUCGGGUGGGGUAACCAGAAUAGAGGGACACCCCUGCCCGGAGGCGUUCUGUAG